This is a messenger RNA of Clarias gariepinus (North African catfish), 1037 nucleotides long. RefSeq names its product transmembrane protein 203 (gene tmem203). The transcript is spliced from 2 exons. The record is from RefSeq and is a predicted model, not a curated record. NCBI's taxonomy places the organism in Eukaryota, Metazoa, Chordata, Actinopteri, Siluriformes, Clariidae. Gene Ontology annotation, biological process: intracellular calcium ion homeostasis. Gene Ontology annotation, cellular component: endoplasmic reticulum. The coding region runs from base 236 to 649 and encodes 137 amino acids.
UCAGGUCGCGACGGCGCACAAUAAUUAGCCCCUACGCUGUAUUCAUCAUCAUUCUACCUGUUUUUGUUCUCUUUUCUCGCGUAUCUGCGUCGUCGCAGUUUUCAAAAAUGUAACGUUUGCGCUUUAAGGACGCGAUAAUUCUUUGGACAACAAAAGGCAAAAAAAAAAAUUAUGUUCCAGUCUUCAUGACCUGUUGGCUUCACAUCCUCUAAAGCGGAACGAGUCUCAUCACACCAUGCUUUUCUCCCUGCGCGAGCUGGUUCAGUGGCUCGGCUUCGCCACCUUCGAGCUCUUCCUCCACCUUGCCGCUCUGCUCGUGUUCAGCGUGCUCGUGGCUCUCCGCGUGGACCUCCAGUCCAACGUGAGCUGGUGGCUGGUGUUCGUGCCGCUGUUCGCCGCAGACGGCCUCAGCACCUACUUCACGGCCAUCGUCUCCAUCCGCCUGUAUCAGGAAGGUGAGGAGCGGCUGGCCGUGCUUCGUCUGCUCUGGGUGCUCACCGUGCUUAGCCUUAAGCUGGUAUGCGAGGUGCUGCUUUGCCAGAAACUAGCCGAGAUCGAGCAGACACGGGACCCGCUCUUCGGCCUCAUAGUCUCGCCACUGUUCGUCCUGCUGCAGCUGCUCAUGAUACGCGCAUGCCGUGUUAAUUAAUAUGAACACGAUCGUCGCCGUUUUAAGUUCGGCGUUACUCACAUAAACUUAAACGAACAUUUCUGAGCCGUUAUUUGCUCACGUGCAAAUAUUUAAUCAGAGAGAGAUUUGAUUACAAUUCAGAGUUGCAGCGUAAGUGACAUUCACACGUUUUUUUCUUUCUUUAUCUUUUUAAUGGUUUAACUGUACAAACAUGGUGUAUUGUAUCCAUUAAAGCGAAUCAGCUGUAUCUGUUUGUCGUGGGUUUUUUUAUGAUUAUUUAUGAAUUUCUGAUGUCCUAAAUGCUGAACGACAAAAGAUUUAAUUUCUCUCUCUGGGAAUGAUGUUGCUCCUGUUCUGCCUGUGUAAUGACAUCACUUCAUUUGUAUAUAUUGUAAAUAAAUCAGUA